Messenger RNA from Nicotiana tabacum (common tobacco), 1906 nucleotides. The record is from RefSeq and is a predicted model, not a curated record. Lineage: Eukaryota; Viridiplantae; Streptophyta; Magnoliopsida; Solanales; Solanaceae.
AUGAGAGAAGUCCUGGGUGAUCAUUGCUCCGAUGCUUCGGGUGAAACCAAUUCCCAAGGUGUGACAGGCGGCGUGUACAAGGCCCUGUGCUGCUAUGUUACUUGGACUAAGCGUUUUGGCCAAAUGCCUGGUGUUGACAUGACACCUGGUGCGGGUGGAAUUCAUGUUGGAUCUGGUCAAAUAAGAUUUAACUUGUGGCAGCUGCUUGAAGACUCUUUAGAAGAACGGUUAGAAAAGACAGGAGGUAUGGUUCCAGAUUCGGAAAAGUUUGAUGGAGAUCCUAAGGAAGGAGAAGUGGAAGAAAACAAGAAGAAGUCAGUUGAAGGUGGAAAGCAAGGCGCAUCUCUUAAAAAGCAAAAGAAGGACAAAGUUGGGGUUGCAACAGGAAAAUCUUCUCGUACAGAGGGCAGCACAGUGACAACUGCACCACGUGUCAAACCGGAACUUGCUUUACCUGCUAUUCCUGCAGAGGUAGAACAUUCUAUUCUGGAAGACUUGAGGAACCGUGUGCAGUUGAGUAAUGCAGCAUUGCCCUCUGUUAGCUUCUAUACAUUUGUUAAUACACAUAAUGGACUAAACUGUGCAUCAAUAUCACACGACGGAUCACUCGUGGCUGGUGGAUUCUCAGACUCGUCUUUGAAGGUUUGGGACAUGGCAAAGCUUGGGCAACAAACUGGUCCAUGUAAGUCCAACAUGAUAGUCCUUCCCAAUGCUAUUGCUAUUUUCAUGUUUCAAGAUAUGCCAGGAAGGGAUUCUUUUGUGGAGCUCANCCCUGUUUAUUCUGCGUCCUUUAGUCCGUACGGGGAUUUUCUUCUAUCUUCUUCAUCAGAUUCAACAAUUCGCUUAUGGAGUACAAGGUUAAAUGCUAAUCUUGUUUGCUACAAAGGCCACAAUUACCCAGUAUGGGAUGUUCAGUUUAGUCCAGUUGGUCAUUAUUUUGCCAGUUGUUCACAUGACCGCACUGCAAGAAUCUGGUCUAUGGACAGAAUACAGCCUCUGAGAAUAAUGGCCGGACACUUAUCAGAUGUGGAUUGUGUGCAAUGGCAUGCAAACUGCAAUUACAUUGCAACUGGAUCAAGUGACAAAACUGUACGCUUGUGGGAUGUCCAAAGUGGCGACUGUGUCAGGAUUUUCAUUGGUCAUAGGAGUAUGAUCCUGUCAUUGGCAAUGUCUCCUGAUGGUCGAUAUAUGGCAUCAGGUGAUGAAGAUGGAACAGUCAUGAUGUGGGAUCUCUCAAGUGGACGUUGUAUUACUCCUUUGGUUGGACACUCCUCCUGUGUAUGGUCACUUGCUUUUAGUGGUGAAGGUUCACUUCUUGCAUCUGGCUCUGCUGAUUGCACUGUGAAAUUAUGGGAUGUAACCACAAGCACAAAAGCGCCACUGAAAGAAGAGAACAAACCUGGAAUUAACAAUAGGCUUCGAUCAUUGAAGACCCUGCCGACAAAAGCUACUCCAGUCUAUGCUCUGCGCUUUUCUCGAAGAAAUCUUCUAUUUGCUGCUGGAGCUUUCUCGAAGGGUGCAUGAAUCCCUUGCUAUAAAGUUUCUUGAUGUGAGAUCACAUCAUUGUGGCCUUGCAAAAUUUGAGAUGGAGUCAUGGCUAGUCAGGUCGUGCAAUUGCCGAUAAUCAUAGUUACUAUCUGCUAGAGCUCUCUUUGUGGUGUGACUGCUCAAGCAUUUGUAGUCUAGUGUAUUUUCACCAUGGUAGUUUACAGACCCUUUCCUAGUUUCUACUUUUGUGGAUUAUAUGUAAUAUUUUGCUGAACUAGAAAGUGUUUAGCACAUUAUAGCUUGUGAACACUUGCUUCGAAAUUUUCUGUAUUUAGGGGUUUUAAUGAAUUUUACUGAUUGCUUCUACUAUUUGAAUGAAGCAACUACAACUGCCAGUUUUCAGAGACUUGAUCUUUUU